AUGCACAACAUUAACGUUACCAGAGCGACGGUCGCGGACGUGGAACGCGUGGCACCGCUGUUUGAUGCCUAUAGACAGUUCUACCAACAGCCCCCAGACCUGAGCGGGGCCGGCGCCUUUCUGCGCAAGCGCUUGAGCGCCGCUGAGUCAACCUUGCUUUUUGCCCACAACGAGGCAGAAGUGCUGGGAUUUACCCAGCUGUACCCGGUUUUUAGCUCAGUCCGCAUGAGGCGGGAACUCAUCUUAAACGAUCUGUUUGUCAGCUCGGCAGCUCGUCGUCAGGGCGUUGGCAAGCGCCUACUAGAUGCGGCGAGAGAGUACGCGCGUGAGAUUGGUUCGCAGGGGCUGACGCUGGAAACUUCCAGCGACAACCUCAGCGCGCAGCAGCUCUACAUGGCCUACGGGUUCGAAAAGGAUACCGAGCACUUCCACUACUACUUCAAGGUUGAUUAA
This is a messenger RNA of Nerophis lumbriciformis (worm pipefish), 453 nucleotides long. The record is from RefSeq and is a predicted model, not a curated record. NCBI's taxonomy places the organism in Eukaryota, Metazoa, Chordata, Actinopteri, Syngnathiformes, Syngnathidae.